CUAGGCCGGCUCAGAAUGUGCUGAGCCCUUGCCCGGCCUACAUGACGCGUCACACCUCCCUCGACCUGAAUUCGACUCCCUGGGUGAAAACACUUUUCCCCUGCGAUAAAUACCAUAACCCACCACCUCCAUUUUCAUCAGCUUAAAUUUCCUUACCUUCUUUUCAUCGACUCAAAACCUUCCUAAUUUCCUAAACUCCAAUUAAAAAAUAUAUAUAUAUAUAUAUAAAUUUAAACAUAAAUAUGAGAACCGUAAUUGCUUUCUCUACUGCAACUCUGGGGGCAAAAUCCCCACUAGAAUCAUCACUGCCGCCAACUGCAACAACCACGGGGCAGCAGCAGCAGCAGCGCUCGCCGUGGCACUCUCCGGUGCCCUACCUAUUCGGAGGCCUGGCGGGGAUGUUGGGUCUGAUUGCUUUUGCUCUGUUGAUCCUUGCCUGCUCUUACUGGAAGCUUUCGAGCCGGUUGGAGGACAGAGAAGGAGGCGAGCGAGACUUAGAGAGCGGCGGCGGCGACGAGAAAACCAGCGAGCUUAACUCCCACAAACUUACCUUCGUAACUCAACUUUGGAGCUUCAAUCGAAAUGGAGAGGUGUUUCAGCUGUGGGUUGCGUCGUUUCGCAGUGUGGGUUGGGUUCCAGAGAGAAGAAGAAGCAGGGAGUCCAGAGUGAAGAAGAAAAAUUAAAUUAUUAUUUUAUAAUAAAAAAUAAUAAUAUUUUAAUAAAAUGGACUAGGCUAUUUUUUUUAGGGAUGGAGAUGCUUUGGCCUAGUACUGUUGACUGUGGUCUAUUACUGUUCACUUGAGUGGAUAAAUGCGCUGGGUGCUA
Pyrus x bretschneideri (Chinese white pear) is the source of this 825-nucleotide messenger RNA. RefSeq names its product protein GLUTAMINE DUMPER 2-like. Gene Ontology annotation, biological process: regulation of amino acid export. The transcript has a single exon. The coding region runs from base 243 to 683 and encodes 146 amino acids. Lineage: Eukaryota; Viridiplantae; Streptophyta; Magnoliopsida; Rosales; Rosaceae. The record is from RefSeq and is a predicted model, not a curated record.